Molecule: messenger RNA, 2655 nt
Organism: Uloborus diversus
Lineage: Eukaryota; Metazoa; Arthropoda; Arachnida; Araneae; Uloboridae
Product: protein turtle-like
Exons: 13
Coding region: 1-2655 (884 amino acids)
Molecular function (GO): protein binding
Source: RefSeq, a predicted model, not a curated record
AUGCGUGCAAAUUUCCUGUCAUUUUUACAAGAAGCAAAUUCAUCACUUGGUUUCGCUUGGAUGCGUAAUGGAACUGAAGUAUUGAUUUAUCCCAAGGAAGGACGUGGUUGUGAAACGGUCACAAGUGUGCUUGGAAUCACAGGCAGUAAAGUGGCUCUUCCCUGCAACAUAACACCCCCUGUUUUAGACGAUGCUGUAGCGCUCAUUCUAUGGUACAAAGACGAUAUCACCAAGCCAAUCUACAGCGUCGACGCGCGAAAGACGAGUGUCGAGCAGGCCAGGCAUACGACUGGGGAGGCCGUGGCCAACAGGGUGAGCCUGAGCCUGGACGACAACCCCUCCCUCCUCUUUCUCGAAUACCUUACAGAAGACGAUGAGGGGGAGUACAGGUGUAGGGUGGACUUCAGGAGAGCGAGGAGUAGGAAUGCGAUUGUAUUUCUGCAGUUGGUUGUGCCACCGAAAAAGCCAAUUAUUACAGAUCAAAAUGGAGAGAUAUUGGAGAGCUUGAUCGGUCCGUACAACGAGGCGGAUAAUCUGCAUUUGAUAUGCGAGGCAGAGGAAGGCAAACCCCUCCCGUCAGUCACGUGGUGGAGAGAGUCGGUCCUUCUGGACGAUACGUACACCGUGACCCCCCACGGAGUGGUCCGCAACGAGCUCGAGAUCCAAUCACUUAGGCGGCACGACUUGAUGGCCGUCUUCACGUGCCAAGCUUCCAACAAUAAUUUCUCGCAACCUGCGAUCGCUGCUGUUACAGUAGAUAUGAAUUUUCGCCCAGUAUCUGUGAAAAUGGAAGGUGGACAAAGACCCAUGUCUGCUGAGAAGCCGGUUGAUCUGGUAUGUAAAAGUGCUGGCUCCAAACCACCUGCAGUAAUAUCUUGGUGGAAAGGAACGACAAGGCUCAAACACAACAAAGAUACGGUCUCUGCAGACGGCAAUUUCACCACCAGCGUGCUAAAUUUCAAACCUUCCAUAGAUGAUAAUAACAAGCAGCUGUCGUGCAGGGCGGAGAACCCACUUAUUGCUGGAUCUGCAAUUGAUGAUACAUGGGAUCUGGAGAUACACUAUGUCCCUCAGCUGGUCCUAAGGCUCGGAAGCAAGCUCCGACACUUCCACAUUCAAGAAGGCAAUGACGUAUACAUGGAAUGUGACAUCAGGGCCAACCCUUGGGUCACUGAAAUCUCUUGGAGCUUUGAAGGAAGAGAGUUGCACACCAAUGUCAGUGCGGGUUUGAUUAUCAGCAACCAGUCCCUGGUAUUGCAGAGGGUACAGAGGACGAAUAGAGGACAUUACACUUGUUCAGCAUCAAAUUCAGAAGGAUUAGGGGAAAGCAAGCCACUUUAUCUCUCUAUACAAUAUGCCCCAGUUUGUGCACCUGGCCAAAAGAUUUUGUACGGGGCUACAAAGCAUGAGGAGGUGCGAGUGCUGUGUGAGGUGGAGGCCGAUCCGGCAGACGUUUCUUUUCGGUGGAGUUUCAACCGGAGUGGAGAGAGCGCUGAGGACGUGCCUCAGUUUCGGAGUGAGGGCACACGCAGCACGGCAACCGUGACUGCAAGGGCAGAUUACGAGUAUGGAACUCUUGCAUGUUGGGGCAGCAACAGCGUUGGAGAGCAGAGAGAACCCUGCGUCUAUACAGUAGUCACAGCAGGUCCACCAGAUCCAGUACAAAAUUGCACCAUCAUGAACAUAACCCAACAUUCCUUUCGGCUGGAAUGUAUGGAAGGUUCGAACAACGGGUUACGGCAGCAUUUUGUGAUGGAGGUCCACGACACCGCCAUGCACAGGCUGAGGGGUAACCAUACAGCCGACAUCCCCGUCUUCCUGGCACGUGAUCUUCCACCUGCCACGAGCUUCGUCGUCGUAGUGUAUGCUGUCAAUGCCAAAGGCCGAGGCCAAGCGGUCGUCCUCAGGGUGAAUACGUCACACUCCAAACAAACAGACCAACGAAAAGGCAGUCGAUGGCAAUUGACGUCGCAGGUGAUGAUUGUCGUUCUUGCUGCCUUGGUGCUAGUCGUAUUGCUCACAGGCAUCGCCGUCAUCCUCAUCAAGAGGACGAAAAGAAGGAUGCAGGAUCAAAAAAGGCACAUGAAGAGGACAUGUGAGACGUCUGAUGCUCUACUAAAGAACGGUAAAGACAGAAAUCGGGAGAUGUGUAUCUGUGUUGAUGAAGAUGAGAAACCUCCGGUCAUGACACCAGAGGUCAUAAUGAUGACAGAUCUGACGUCACACAGUUAUACAGAUAACCAUAUGUAUUGCCAAAGAGAAAAAUCGCCUUCACCAUACCUCGAAGAUCACGAAAAAAAUGAGCCAAUGAGGAGAAGAGACAAUGUAUUUAUUAGGUUACAGCAGUCCCUGACGAGGCGGAAAAGGGGUUCCGAUUUCGAUCGAUCAAGCGAGGAAAGUAGCCACCUGCAAAGCUUCCGCGGCACUCUAGAAAAGAAAAAUGUGGGAGCCUUGCCCAGUUCGAUUAGCCAACACCAGUCUACAGAAACCAUUAUCACGGAGGAUCCUCGUAAGUAUGUCUUAUCUGGAGGGGAUUAUCCCAUCACCAAGGUCUGGACACGUCAUCCUUCAGAUGAUAGUUUACCAACUUAUCUCUUAUUUUUUCCUUCAGUCGGUUUGCCUCUGGCCUUCAUUUUCCCGUUCCAAGUGGUUUAA